Olea europaea var. sylvestris is the source of this 985-nucleotide messenger RNA. RefSeq lists its product as uncharacterized. NCBI's taxonomy places the organism in Eukaryota, Viridiplantae, Streptophyta, Magnoliopsida, Lamiales, Oleaceae. Gene Ontology annotation, cellular component: chloroplast stroma. The transcript has 8 exons. The coding region runs from base 72 to 803 and encodes 243 amino acids. The record is from RefSeq and is a predicted model, not a curated record.
UGUAAUCCACAGACCACACACUGUACAUUUCAAACGGAUAACUGUUUGAGGGCUCGAACUAACGGCCGGCAAUGGCUACUUCUCUCACUCUCAAGCUUACCACUGCCAGCACUCUCUCUCGCUUUCACAGUACCAAAUUCACAAAACCCAGAAAUCUUACAACCAAAAUCCGAUGCAUAGGAUGGGACCCAGAAGGAAUAUUGAGAGCACCCCAAACCGGGCACCUAGCAAAACUGGAAUUCAAGAGGCGCCUUGAGAAAGACGCUGAGGCAAAGGAAGCCUUCGAACGCCAUGUCCGAGAAGAAAAAGAGCGCCGACGAGCUCUUCGAGAGUCUCGGGUGAUACCGGAUACUGCGGCCGAGCUGGUGGAGUAUUUUCUUGAUACUGAAGCUCAGGAGAUUGAAUUUGAGAUUGCAAGAAUGAGGCCUCGAUUGAAUGAGGAAUUUUUCUCGCACCUGAAAGGUGAACUUGGGAAACUGAGGUUUGCCGUGUCAAAGACUCAGGAAAUGGAAGACAGAUUGAUAGAAUUGGAAGCACUCCAAAAGGCUUUGCAGGAAGGAACAGAAGCCUAUGAUAAAAUGCAAGAUGAACUCGUAAAUGCGAGGAAGAACUUAAUGAAAAUUUUGACAUCGGAUAAUGUCAAGACUACCCUAUUGGAAAUGGUUGAGCAGAAUGAGUUGAAUAGAUCCUUGUUGACACUUCUUGAUGAAAAUAUUGCGAAUGCAUAUCAUGCUAACCAGAAACAAGCCGCAGAAUAUAUGGAAAAGCUUCGUGGAGCUAUGCUAAAGUACAUAACUGUUUGACGCAUGUAAAAAUAUAACGUCCACUUGGUAAAUGUUACUUACAUUUUCAUCCUUGUGCCUUGUUAUUGAUAUUAUGAUUUUCAUUUUGAGGAGUUACUGGAUUUCUUAAUUGUCAUAGCAGAAAAGUUUUGGUUGUAUCGCAAAUAACAGGAAUAUAACAGUUUCAUAAUUUUCCUUCUAUA